AUGUCGGUUUUUGGUUCUAAGCCAGAAUUUAACCUCCAGAAAAAUACAGUCCUGGUCAGCAAAACGAACCAGUUCGUAGUGGAAGACCUGAUGGCGCGCGGAGGCUACGGCUGUGUGGUAAAGUGCAGGAAGGUGGAGACGGAGGAGAUGGUGGCCGUAAAGCUGGUGAAGCGAUCGCAGUACGACUCCGGCGUGAAUGAAAUGAAAAUUUUUAAGACACUCAGACAAUUUAAGGGCGGCAAUACAAACAUAGUGAAAUUUCUGGAACAUUUUGAGCACAACAACCAUUUCUGCCUGGCAUUUGAGAUGUUGGACAUUAAUCUAUACGAAUACAUCAGGUGUAGGUAUUUUUUUCCUUUGGACAUCAACGAAAUCCGAGUUUUGGCGCAGCAGCUGCUUGUAGCUCUGAAAGUCCUGAAAGAGUUACGUGUAACACACAGAGAUAUAAAAUGUGACAACAUCAUGCUAGUUGAUCGGGCGUCGCAGCCGCUGCGGGUGAAGCUGAUAGACUUUGGUCUCUCCACCAGAACCUACAGCAUGAGGAAUUACGUGUUCAAGCAGCCGCUGUCUUACAGAUCCCCAGACGUCAUCCUGGACUUUCCUUUAGAUGAAGCUAUAGACAUGUGGGGUCUAGGAUGUGUUUUAGCCUUUUUGUACCUCGGUCGCCACCUGUUUCCCUCGCGGGCCGAGUACGAAACCUUAAGUGUGAUGCUCAAGCUUCUAGGAAAGCCUCACGAUACUCUGCUCACCUUCGGACUCAGCACAGGCCGGUUCUUUAAGUGCGUCAAAGGGGAAUUUACGUACACUUGGUUACUAAAAACGACAGAGGAAUAUUAUGAUGACUCGGGCGAGGUGGUCGUGCUUCGUCCUGGAGUUCAUUCGGACCUGAGCUGUUUGGAUGACCUGCAGAAAAAGCGACCAGAGCCCAAGGAUCCUUUGGAGAAGAGGGAUUUACUGUCUUUCAUUGACCUUCUCAAAAAGAUGCUGGAUAUGAAUCCUUCAAGACGGAUCGCCCCCCUGAAGGCGUUGAACCAUGAAUUUAUCACAAUGGCUCACCUGUCUGCUGACUCCAGCAGCCCUUAUGUGAUUGCGUCCCAGACGAAGAUGGUAAAGGUGGAAGAGGAAGAGCCUGAAGUGGAGAACUCCACCUCUGCAGGACCCAGUCUGCCACAGGAGAGCUUAGACUCAACUCCUCAUGUAGAUGGCAAUAAAGAAUCAGAGAAGAAAGCGGCUGAGCAGAAACAAGCAGCACCGGGCCCGGGGCCCACCGUGACCAAAGGUCAGGCGAAACCGGGCAGCAGACCAGCAGGCAUGAACCCAAGCGGCCAUAAAACGGGACCGUCGGCAAGUUCAAGCAGGCACACCACGGUUCCUCCAGCCACCGUCAGGAAGAACAAGAACAAGAGUAACAAUUGUAAACCUGGGAAACCAGGACCGGUCCGGCCAAACCGAGAACUGCGCCCAGUUCACCGAGGUCAAAACGAGGAAUACGUGUCUCAGGAGGAUGAAGAACUUUGCCACGCGGGUCUUAAGAUGUUUAGAAGCCGGGGUUCUGGAGCUGGGUCAGGGAACCAGCUGAAGGUCCGCCCCGCGGGUGGAGAUGUUCUCCGGGAGCGCCGGUCCUCCUACCGAUCCAGCAGGUCACGAGUCAAACCUCAGACAUGGGAGGCCGGAGUCCUGCAGCUGCUGCAGCGCCUGGUCCAGCACAGCAGAAUCCAGAUGGCUCCUCAGAAUGGAAACAAGGCCUCCAGACUCCUGGGAAGUGGUGGUGAGCAGGGCUCUCUGGGCUCGGUUCUGCAAGAUGAGACUGGUCCAGAGGGUGAACACUGGCAGCAGGUUAUGAGCUCAGGGGAAAUCGGAGGUCAGGGGACAGAAACAGGUCAGGCAGGUGAAGACAAACCCAGGCAGGAGGCGGGAACAGGGUCGGGUCCAGAAGUCCGGCGUGGGCUCGGCGAGGCAAGGGAGUCCAGGGAGUCCAAUUAG
This is a messenger RNA of Xiphophorus hellerii (green swordtail), 1983 nucleotides long. Its product is annotated as homeodomain-interacting protein kinase 1-like. The transcript is spliced from 5 exons. The record is from RefSeq and is a predicted model, not a curated record. Gene Ontology annotation, biological process: intrinsic apoptotic signaling pathway in response to DNA damage by p53 class mediator; smoothened signaling pathway; positive regulation of transcription by RNA polymerase II. Gene Ontology annotation, molecular function: transcription corepressor activity; SMAD binding; protein tyrosine kinase activity. NCBI's taxonomy places the organism in Eukaryota, Metazoa, Chordata, Actinopteri, Cyprinodontiformes, Poeciliidae. The coding region runs from base 1 to 1983 and encodes 660 amino acids. Gene Ontology annotation, cellular component: cytoplasm; nucleus; PML body.